AAAGGUGAAAAGUGAAAGUCUCAAUUAAAGUGCGCAUUAUUGCCAACAAUCUUGAGAACAUCAGUUUGAACAGUAUUGCAAGUGAAUAUGGCGCUGAGUAAUGCAUUUUUCCGCAACUGGUGGAACACAUCGCUUCGUGCAUCCAGAAUGUUGGAUCACCACUUUGGCCCAACUACCGAUUUGAUGAACUCCAUGCGGCUUGCCGCUGCCACACAAUCCGCUCUGCUGGACGAACUGGCUGCUCCAUUCACAAAACCGUGGUUCAACCACCUGGCGGAUUCAGAAUCCCUGGUAAAAAUCGCCAACAAUAAAUACCAAAUCAACCUGGACGUUCAGAACUUUGCACCGGAGGAAAUAUCCGUCAAAGCCACUGACGAUAGCAUUAUAGUCGAAGGAAAGCACGAAGAGCGCCAAGACGAGCAAGGAUUCAUUUCUCGCCACUUUGUACGUCGUUUUAUGUUGCCGGCUGGGCAUGAUCGAAAUGGAAUUGUUUCGACACUAUCAUCCGAUGGAGUUUUGACUAUUUUAGCCCCGAUCAAAGAGGCUCAGAAGGACGAAAAUGUGAAGACGAUCCCGAUCGUUCAAACCGUAGAACCACAGCAGGAGAAAAUUGCGGAGAAAUCUGAGAAAACAGCAGAAAAACCGGCUGGAAAGUGAGCUGCAAACUGAGUUUUAAAACCGAAUGAUUUACCAAUGCAUACCUCAUGCUAUUGUAAUUAAGGCUG
Messenger RNA from Ochlerotatus camptorhynchus, 725 nucleotides. Its product is annotated as protein lethal(2)essential for life-like. The coding region runs from base 88 to 657 and encodes 189 amino acids. Lineage: Eukaryota; Metazoa; Arthropoda; Insecta; Diptera; Culicidae. Gene Ontology annotation, cellular component: cytoplasm; nucleus. The record is from RefSeq and is a predicted model, not a curated record. The transcript has a single exon. Gene Ontology annotation, biological process: protein refolding; response to heat.